AUGCGGUCAGACCCGUUUAAGCCGGCGCAGCGGGUAGCUGGACAGAAGCAAGAUGUUUGGUCUAUCGUCAAUGAAGCCGCUGCCGCUUCGCCCGUCCAACCGAUCAUCAACAUGGGCCAAGGGUUCUUCGGAUACAACCCUCCUCAGUUUGUCCUGGACGCGGCAAAGGAGGCACUGGACAAGGUCGACUGCAAUCAGUACUCGCCCACGAAGGGACGACCGCGGCUAAAGAAGGCCAUUGCGGCCGCAUACUCGCCGUUCUUCGGCCGGGAGAUCAAUCCGGAGACUGAAGUCACCAUCACGACGGGUGCGAAUGAGGGCAUGCUCUCGGCCUUCAUGGGUUUCCUCGAACAAGACGAUGAGGUGAUAGUCUUCGAGCCCUUCUUCGACCAGUACAUUUCCAACAUCGAGAUGCCCGGUGGAAAAGUCGUCUACGUACCCAUGCAUCCACCCUCAACCGGUGCAGCCAAGACGUCCUCAGCCGCCGAAUGGUCGAUCAACAUGGACGAGCUCAAAAAAGCCAUCACGCCGAAGACGCGCAUGAUCGUCCUCAAUAGCCCGCACAAUCCGAUCGGGAAGGUCUUCUCUCGCGAAGAGCUGCAGGCCAUUGGUGACCUCUGCGUCGAGCACAACAUCAUCAUCCUCUCGGACGAAGUCUACGACCGCCUGUAUUACGUUCCGUUUACACGGAUAGCUACUCUGUCUCCCGAGAUAGCGAAGUUAACGCUGACGGUAGGCUCUGGUGGCAAGAACUUCUAUGCUACUGGGUGGAGAGUGGGCUGGCUCAUAGGACCCGAUCAUCUCAUCAAGUACGUGAGUGCGGCGCACACGAGAAUCUGCUACAGUAGUGUUAGCCCGCUUCAGGAGGCCACGGCUAUCGGUUUUGAGCAGGCAGACAAGCAUGGUUUCUGGGAUGAGAGUAAGAAAGAAAUGAAGGGCAAGAUGGACAAGUUCAACAAGAUCUGGGACGAGCUUGGCUUGCCGUACUCCGACCCCGAGGGCGGCUACUUCGUCCUCGUCAACAUGGCAAAGGUAAAAGUGCCCGAAGAUUACGAUUUUCCGCCGCAUGUUGCCGAACGACCGAAAGAUUUCAAGCUAUCUUGGUUUUUGAUCAAGGAAAUUGGCGUUGCGGCGAUUCCGCCAACAGAGUUCUUCACGCCGGAGAACGCGCACAUUGUCGAAGACUACUUGCGGUUUGCGGUGUGCAAAAAUGAUGAUGUCCUGGAACAGGCGCAUGAAAGACUACGAGGACUGAAGAAAUAUAUUCAGAGAUAG
Messenger RNA from Coniosporium apollinis CBS 100218, 1275 nucleotides. RefSeq lists its product as uncharacterized. Gene Ontology annotation, biological process: biosynthetic process. The record is from RefSeq and is a predicted model, not a curated record. The transcript has 6 exons. NCBI's taxonomy places the organism in Eukaryota, Fungi, Ascomycota, Dothideomycetes. Gene Ontology annotation, molecular function: L-kynurenine:2-oxoglutarate transaminase activity; pyridoxal phosphate binding. Gene Ontology annotation, cellular component: mitochondrion; cytoplasm. Bases 1 to 1275 code for a protein of 424 amino acids.